AUGAACACAAUGAUGGCGUUCUUCUUGUUUCAAUGGUUCGAGGCGAUUCUCGGCAAACUCGUCAUUAUUCCAUAUCAAAUUGGACUUUUCGACAUUUCGGGUGAGUCAUUUCCAAGUCUACAGUAUCUCUGAUUAGCCACUAUUGUAGGUCCAAACGUUCUAGAAUUUGUUUUUGCCAAAAGGUUUCACACACACUCCGCUAUUGUCGCCUUUUCUCAGAAUACCGCCGCGAGCAGUACGUCAGUUGGUGGUCCGCGGAUUCGCACGAAAUGAUCGAGGUGGACGACGGUGUCGACCACUUUUUGCCACUUUUAAUCGCCGGUUUUCUCGUCUGGCACUACGCCUACUCGAUGAUUUUCGGCAUUUUGAAUUUGGGCGUCGAGCGCAUUUUCGCCUCGUUUCUGCUAAAGUGAGUGGCCCUGAGUGACCCAAAAACUCUGUGUGAUUGUCAGCGACUACGAGAACACUCCGCGCGCGUACAUCCCCGCCACGCUCCUCUUCGUCACGCACACCGUCACCGGACCCUUCUCGUUUCUCGUGCUGACGAAUCGAACCGGAUUCUACGUGGCCACGUCGCCUUGCUUCCUCAACUCGAUCCUCACUUUCGUGGCACGUCCCGCCGCUCUACAAUUCUACAACUUUUCGCGCCGUUUCAGAUGUUCGUCGUCGUGUGGAAAGUGAACGAGGCGCGUCGGCAAAAGUUGGAGCACGCGGGACCGGGCUCCGAUUACACGCUCGCACAACAGUUUCAGGUGAAGGAGAAUCUGCGGGCGCUCAGGGUGAGUCGCGGUUCUUUGAAAGACUGACUGAAAAGUUUUGCCGAGCGUUUUUUUCAGCUGGCCCGAAACUUGCUGAUUGUCGUGUUGUGCGCAAUGUCUGUGCCGUGUGCUCUGCUCAUUAUGCUGGUGAUUGGACUCGCCUCCUCGUUCAAAGUCUUUAUUGCUCAAGUCAUCGAGAACUCGAUUUAUUUGUGAGUUGGGGAAUGAAUGAAAGGAGAGGGGGGGUCAAAUGAUCGUUUCCCUCCAGAAACCCGAUCAUCAUCUGCUCCGUGCUAAUGUUCGGCGACGCGGACUGGCGUGGCGAGUACCUCAGCUUCAUCCCGGGCCUGAAACGACUCAACAACACGGUACACGUUUUCGUGGUGAGACCCAGACCCUCGUCGCGGGCGGCGCAAACCGGCGCCUCGUCGGCCAACAACGAAGGACUCGUCUAUUUCGAGCAACUCAAGAGGUCGUGGGGCGAGUAA
Caenorhabditis sp. 36 PRJEB53466 is the source of this 1246-nucleotide messenger RNA. The record is from the annotation of a GenBank genome assembly. Lineage: Eukaryota; Metazoa; Nematoda; Chromadorea; Rhabditida; Rhabditidae.